UCCGUUCAAAAGAGAUAACCCUCGCUGUACGAGCUUCUUUCUCUACGAGAUUAGGGUUUAGAGCUUAGCAGGACCGAAGAAGCUCUUAAUUGGCGGAACCCUAAACUAAACUAUGGCUGUUCCAUUGCUCAGUAAGAAGAUAGUAAAGAAGCGUGUCAAGAAGUUCAAGAGGCCCCAGAGUGACAGGAAGAUUUCUGUGAAGCCUAACUGGCGUAGGCCCAAGGGUAUAGAUUCUCGUGUGAGGAGGAAGUUCAAAGGAUGCACUUUGAUGCCCAACAUUGGUUAUGGCUCAGACAAAAAGACUCGCCACUAUCUUCCCAAUGGUUUUAAGAAAUUUGUAGUGCACAAUGUCAAGGAGCUGGAAUUGUUGAUGAUGCACAACAGGACCUACUGUGCUGAGAUCGCCCAUGAUGUUUCCACCCGUAAGAGGAAGGAGAUUGUUGAGCGUGCUGCACAGCUUGACAUCGUUGUUACCAACAAAUUGGCUAGGUUGCGCAGCCAGGAGGAUGAGUAGAUCAUUUUUUCUGUUUUUUUGUCAUUGCUGAAAUGUAUCAAAUUUAAAUGUGACAUUUACUGCAGACAUCACUUGGAUCAGUAGGGAAUUUUGUUUUGAAUUUGUUAUUGACCUUACAACUGAGCGACACUGGUACUUGUUUGAGUUAGCCAGUUGAAAGAGUUUGGCAUUUACAUUUUUCCAAUUUCCAUGUUGGUUCCUGUUGUCCUCCCUUUCAUGACAUGAUGAAUGACAUGUUGAAUGAA
Messenger RNA from Nelumbo nucifera (sacred lotus), 759 nucleotides. RefSeq names its product large ribosomal subunit protein eL32z-like. Gene Ontology annotation, biological process: translation. Gene Ontology annotation, molecular function: structural constituent of ribosome. Gene Ontology annotation, cellular component: ribosome; cytosolic large ribosomal subunit. The record is from RefSeq and is a predicted model, not a curated record. Lineage: Eukaryota; Viridiplantae; Streptophyta; Magnoliopsida; Proteales; Nelumbonaceae.